Messenger RNA from Hydra vulgaris (swiftwater hydra), 702 nucleotides. The record is from RefSeq and is a predicted model, not a curated record. Lineage: Eukaryota; Metazoa; Cnidaria; Hydrozoa; Anthoathecata; Hydridae.
GUUUUAUUUUCGCUUUCGUUUGCUGUUGUUUAUUGUUGUGAACCUUACUGGCGCACUUUUUUAAAUUAUUAUUUUUAACAUUAAAAAAUUUAUUAAUGGUUUUAAGAAAGAUUUUGAUUGGAAGCUUUUGAUUGGAAGAUUUUGAUUGGAAGAUUUUGAUUGGAAGAUUUUGAUUGGAAGAUUUUGAUUAGAAGCUACAGUUUCUAGAAAUAAAAAGUAUAAAUUCACAAUGGGGAAUGUAGUAAGGUCUUGGAAAUGUACCGUAGAAAACAAAUCCAAUAAAACACUAUACGCUGACGGAUCUACUCCAGUAUCAGGAAGUAUGGCAACAGUUUUAACAGAUAUAGCCCCUGGUGGCACAGGCGUUUUUUUGUGGGAACAAUCGAAAGGCGCUGCUAGAGGCGCAGUUGGUGUGGUUUAUUAUCGUUAUGAAGACAAGAUCCUUAGCUUAAUGGCAUCUAUUCCGUACGAUUGGCAUUUGUAUAACGCUUGGGCUAAUGCACGAGUUUCAAACAAAAAGGAAAGUUUUUCUAAUUUGUAUAACGGAUAUGAUGGUGCGCAACAACCUACAAUAGCGGGAAACUGGGGCGAAGUUGAUGGUACAAAGUUUUUUCUUACUGAUAAAAGUCACGCUGAGUUUAAUGUUAUUUUUUCAGGAUAAUCUAAACUUUGUUAUGUAAAAAAAAAAGUUAUUCAUGUAAA